Molecule: messenger RNA, 444 nt
Organism: Penicillium hordei
Lineage: Eukaryota; Fungi; Ascomycota; Eurotiomycetes; Eurotiales; Aspergillaceae
Product: mitochondrial 37S ribosomal protein uS13m
Exons: 4
Coding region: 1-360 (119 amino acids)
Biological process (GO): translation
Cellular component (GO): ribosome; mitochondrion; small ribosomal subunit
Molecular function (GO): structural constituent of ribosome; RNA binding
Source: RefSeq, a predicted model, not a curated record
AUGGUUUUCAUCCUCGGUGUCAAUUUCCCCGAGCGGAACCUGCUCAAGAAGUCUCUUGAGACCUUCUUCGGAAUUGGCAACAACAGCUCCGGCCGCCUCAUGUCCCGCUUCAACAUCCACCCGACCUGCCGCGUCGGCGAGCUAGCCAAUAAGCAGGUCCUCGACCUCACAGCUGUGCUGUCCGAUAUGAAAAUCGAGAACGAUCUGCGCAGAGAAGUUCUGAAUGAUAUCAAGCGCAUGAAAGAGACCGGAACUUACCGCGGCCGACGUCAUGCGCUGGGUUUGCCUGUGAGGGGACAGCGGACACGGACUCAAAUCAAAACUCCUGUCAAAUUGAACCGCAUGGAGCGCAGACUAUAAACUUGGUGGUGCCGUGUUCGAUUGUUACUUUUAUGGGAUUGUCUCACUAUUUUGCGCAAGAGGCAUGGGCUUGGCGUUUUAUUG